Acanthosepion pharaonis is the source of this 816-nucleotide messenger RNA. The record is from the annotation of a GenBank genome assembly. Lineage: Eukaryota; Metazoa; Mollusca; Cephalopoda; Sepiida; Sepiidae.
AUGUUUUGCCGUGUUUUUUGCACCCAGGGUGCUAAGUAUUGCAAUGCACAAUAUUCCCCAUCCUCCUCAGUUUUUUUUCUUUUACAGGGCGGCGUUAUCAUCGGGUGGUAUACAAAGCUGAACAAUAAAAGCAAUGAUGACUUACUCUGCUAUGCUGUUUUAAACAAUUGCCAUUAUAUAACAAUCUCUCUCUCUCACUCUCUCUCUCUCUCUCACUCUCUCUCUCUCACUCUCUCUCUCUCUCUCUCUCUCUCUCUAUCUAUCUAUCCAUGCUUCGUCUUUUUUCCUUCCUUGGCUUCGUUCAAAUUUUCUCGCAUCAGUAAGGGAUUGCUUGAUGUAACUUUGCCAACUUAUAGUUUUCAAGUUGCUUUCUUUCUUGCUUAUUCAUUGUUCUGUGUUUUUUUUCUCUCUUUCUUUUUUGAGUUCUUGUUUACAACCUAUUUCCUUCAUUCAUGCAUUCUUUCUUUCUUGAUGGUUUUUUUUUUGUUUUCUAUUUUUCUUGCAAGCUUGCUUUGCGAUUUAUUGCUACUUUUAUUUAUUGCAGCUAUAUUUCUUGCUUUUUUCUUCCUUUCUUUUCUACUGUUUUCUUUCCUUUUGUUUGAUUGUUUUUCUUCUUCAUUUUCUUUUGUUUAUUUUUUGCUUGUGUGCAUGCUUUUUUUUAUUUUAUGGUUUAACUUGUUCCUUUGUCGUAGCGUUCUUUCCGAUUUGCUCUUAUUUUCAAGAAACAUCAUAAUCAUCAUCUCUCUCAUACUCUCUCUCUCUCUUUCUCUUUCUCUCUCUUUCUUUCUUUCUCCCUCUCUCUCUCUCUCUCUCUAA